This is a messenger RNA of Acanthoscelides obtectus, 3313 nucleotides long. Lineage: Eukaryota; Metazoa; Arthropoda; Insecta; Coleoptera; Chrysomelidae. The record is from the annotation of a GenBank genome assembly.
UUGGCGUUCAGGGAGCGUGGUGCGCCGAGCCCUCCAUGCAACGCUCUGCUUCUGAGCCAGUCGUGUGCCGGGAAGUCUUUGUCCGCGAUUUUCCGCAGUGUCGUCGUGUCGCGAUGGUGGUGUGAGUGAUUUUGUGGUAAUUGUGUAUGAAAAUGUGUUGUGGUUGUUCAUAAAAGGCGAGUGAAGUAUUUUCACGUUGGAUAUUGAGCAUUUUUCUGACCUGAGUGAGCUGAAUGUGUUGUGGUUGUUCAUAAAAGGCGAGUGAAGUAUUUUCACGUUGGAUAUUGAGCAUUUUUCUGACCUGAGUGAGCUGAAUGUCUUUAGAGCAGACUAGUUAUCCAAAAGCACUUCAUCGUUCUGCUUAUAAGGCUCAGUGGGGCAAAAAUAAGAAACAUAGAAACAUAAAACUACAGUGGUACUUAGACACUAUGUCUGACCCGAAAAUCGAGGAAGUUUUGGCGCCUCUAAGAGCCAGUGUUAAAGAACAAGGCGAUUUGGUCCGUAAGCUGAAAGCCGAAGGAGCACCAGAUCUAGAUGUUAAAAAAGCGGUAGCCGAGCUCAAAACAAGGAAAAAAUUGUUGGAAGAUAAGGAAUUGAGUUUAACACCUAACAUCACAUUUGAUCGUGCAAAGAUGGAGGAUUUGCUAAAAAGGCGGUUUUUCUUUGACCAAAGUUUUGCAAUAUAUGGCGGUAUUACUGGGCAGUUUGAUUUUGGACCAAUGGGAUGUGCUUUCAAAGCAAACCUACUUCAGCUGUGGAGACAGUUUUUUGUGCUUGAAGAACAAAUGCUAGAAGUAGAUUGUUCAAUACUAACACCUGAACCUGUCUUGAAAGCAUCUGGCCAUGUCGAUAGGUUUGCAGAUUUGAUGGUAAAGGAUACAAAAACAGGAGAAUGCUUUAGAUUAGACCAUCUCAUAAAGGCACAUUUGGAAAAGAUUUCUGCUGAUAAAAAAACUGCACAGGAAGUUAAAGAUGAUUGUCAAGACAUCAUUAUAAAGUUAGAUGGAAUGAAUAAGAAUGAAAUGGCUGCAGUCAUGCAGAAAUUUAACAUGAAAAGUCCUCUUACUGGAAACGAUCUGACAGAGCCUAUAGAAUUCAAUUUGAUGUUCGCUACACAGAUUGGACCAUCUGGUCUUAUCAAAGGAUUUUUGAGACCUGAAACUGCACAAGGAAUAUUCGUAAAUUUCAAGCGUCUUCUUGAGUUUAACCAGGGUAAACUACCCUUUGCUGCAGCUCAAAUUGGUAAUGCCUUCCGUAAUGAAAUCUCUCCAAGGUCCGGUCUGAUACGUGUCCGGGAAUUCACAAUGGCUGAAAUUGAGCAUUUCUGCGAUCCUAAGGAGAAAAGUCACCCAAAAUUCGGCAAUGUUCGGAAUACAGAGAUGCUUCUCUAUUCGGCAUGUAAUCAAAUGGAUGGGAAACCUGCUGAAAGAGUCACCAUUGGUUCUGCUGUUGACAAACGGUUAGUGGCUAAUGAAACUUUAGGAUACUUCAUGGCGCGGAUUCAACAGUUUCUUGUGAAAUCUGGAGUAGACCCUAACAGACUGAGGUUUAGGCAACACAUGGCGAACGAAAUGGCUCAUUAUGCCUGUGACUGUUGGGAUGCUGAAUGUCUUACAAGCUAUGGUUGGAUUGAAUGUGUAGGUUGUGCAGACCGUUCAGCAUAUGAUUUAACACAGCAUACACAAGCCACAGGUGUCAGGCUUGCAGCUGAAAAGAAACUACCAGAACCAAAAAUUGUAGAUGUUUGUGAAGCUACACCUAACAAGGGUAUUCUAGGAAAAACAUUUAAAAAGGAUGCUAAAGCGAUUACCGAUGCUUUAGCAGCUUUGUCCUUGGAUGAGGUUGAGGCUUUGGGUCAGAAACUGGAAGGCGCUGGGGCUUAUGAUCUACAUAUUGGAGAUCAAACGUUCAAUGUCAACAAGGAUAUGGUUGAUGUGAAAAAAUACCAGAAAACGGUGCAUGUUGAGGAAAUUAUUCCUAGUGUCAUUGAACCAUCAUUUGGAAGUCAUGAAAUGUACACAACUGGGACAAUGCAGUGUUUCGUGAAAAAAACAGGCAUGGCCCAACUGUUGAGAACUCUGCAAAAAUCAAAAGGAAACGCAAACGUCGCGUGGAACCGAUAGUGCUUGUGGCAGGGAAGUAAGAAAUAUAGUUUAUUAUUUUUUCAAAGAGUAAGAUAUUCACAAGGAUAUACCAAGUUAGCAAUUGAUCAUUACAUAUUGAGGAAAUGGGAAAUUCCAAGAAGUAUAUUUUAUUUUGCUGUUUGGUAUGAUGCAUUUCACGUAUCACAAUAAUAUGGCAUGGUGGUGGGUCGUUUUCGUAAUUUUGGGUGCAGGUAUUAGUUUUUAUGUGAUUAGUUACAUGCUUUUGAUGAAUUACGUUACACUGAUGACGGACAAUAAAUCAGAAACACGUGUCUAUAUUAUUUUUACGGGUAAAUUUACAGAUUCUGCAAAGGACUACGCAACCUGUUAUAUUGACAUACCAUGUAAUCAAUGAGUCCCAGAUGUACUCUAAUAAUUUUCUAAUAAACUUUUCUAUAUGUACAUUUUAUUGUUACAUUUCCCACCCACUUAAAAAUGUAAUCCUGAUAUGUGAACAACAGCUCUGAAUACGAAAUUCAUUUAUGCAAACGUUACAAAUUAACACAAAGACGUCGCGUUUGUGAUCAGCUGUUCACCUCAAAGCAUGAUGAAUACUCGUGAAAUAGGGUUUAUAAUCAUACCAUGACAUUAACGUCUAAACCAUAUUUUAGGUGUUGGAAGGGUUAUGUAUGCUAUUUUUGAGCACAACUUCAAACAACGUGAAGGAGAUGAACAAAGGACAUUUUUGUCAUUGCCAGCUGUAGUUGCACCUUUGAAAUGCAGUGUUUUACCACUUAGCUCAAAUACUGAAUUUAUGCCUUUCGUCAAAAGGUUAUCUGCUGGAUUAACAAAAGUCGACGUAUCUCACAAAGUCGAUGACAGUUCUGGGUCCAUAGGAAGGAGGUAUGCCAGGACGGAUGAAAUAGCCAUUCCCUACGGUAUCACAAUUGACUUUGACACUUUAAAGGAACCCCAUAGUGUUACCCUGAGGGAAAGGGAUUCUAUGGGACAAGUUAGAAUACCUUUGGAUGAUAUUGCAACUGUUGUCCACAACUUAUCAUACAGCAAACAGUCAUGGGCUGAUGUAGAAGUGAAUUAUCCCAAGUUUGAGCAGCAGGAAAGCAAAGGAAACUAACUUCAAAGCUAAUGUAUUAUAAAUCACUGCAUUUUUUAAACGUCCUAUAUCGUAUUUAUGUAAAACAUAAGAUAAAAAAUGAAUACUAUAUAAA